Molecule: messenger RNA, 1545 nt
Organism: Pelodiscus sinensis (Chinese soft-shelled turtle)
Lineage: Eukaryota; Metazoa; Chordata; Testudines; Trionychidae
Product: olfactory receptor 10A4-like
Biological process (GO): G protein-coupled receptor signaling pathway
Cellular component (GO): membrane
Molecular function (GO): olfactory receptor activity; G protein-coupled receptor activity
Source: RefSeq, a predicted model, not a curated record
CACACACUUCUGGAGGGGGAUGGCGGGCCUCAUCGCUCCAGGACGAUGCGGUCCCACCAGUCACUGCUGGUGUCCAGACGCCAGAUGUGGUGAGGCACGCCAGCACCCGGGCGCUGCCGCAGCUGCUCCAUGGCCCCCAGGGUGGCCAGGCGAAGAGUUCCUUCCAUGUUCUCCUGACUAUCCAUGGAGCAUGCAGGCAUCCUGAAGAGCUAUGAAAAUAUCACUCAGCCCAUAGGGACCAGAACCUGUACAGACACUGUUCCGUAUGAUGACCUAUUCUGUGAGUGAGCCUGGCGAGAACCAGACCAUCUCCGAUGGCUUCAUCCUGGUGGGCUUUUCCUACCUUAAUGAGCUGCAAAUCCUUCUGUUUCUGCUGCUUCUGGUCAUCUAUCCAGUUGCGCUGGUGGGGAACCUACUUGUUAUCCUCCUGAUAAUACUAAACUCCUCUCUCCACACCCCCAUGUAUUUCUUCCUUGUGAACCUGUCUCUCUUGGAAAUCUGCUACACCACCAAUGUGACCCCUCAGCUGCUGGUUCACCUGCUGGUGGAGCAAAAGACCAUCUCAUUUGUGGGCUGUAUGGUCCAGAUGUUGGUCUUCAGCACCUUGGUUCUCGCAGAAUGCUGCCUCCUCGCAGCCAUGGCCUACGACCGCUAUGUGGCCAUAUGCCGCCCCUUGCACUACACCACCAUCAUGAAUGGCCGAGCAUGUGCGCUGCUCUCGGGUGUUUCUUUGACCAUUGGGCUCUUGGUGGAAUCAGCUGACACCACAUGGCUUUUCAGCCUGCCCUUCUGUGGCUCCAAUCACAUCCACCACUUCUUCUGCGACAUCCGACCAAUAGAGAAGAUGGUGUGCGCCGAUACAUGGAAGAAUGAGAUCCUGGGCUUGACUGUUUCCACGCUGUUCAUCAUGGGCCCUUUUGUACUGAUUAUCCUGUCCUACAUCCUCAUCAUCUCCACCAUCAUCAAGCUGCCAUCAGCGGAGGGGAGGCGUAAAGCCUUCUCCACCUGCUCCUCCCACCUCAUGGUGGUGACUUUGUUCUACGGAACUUGCCUUUCAACUUAUCUAAAACCCAUGUCUAGCUACACACCAGAGAGUGAUCACUUGAUUUCCCUCAUUUACACAGUUGUGACACCCAUUUUGAACCCCAUAAUAUACAGUCUGAGGAACAAAGAGGUGCAUAGAGCCUUCAGAAAAACUCUGGAGAAGAGUGUCUGUUCCCACAACCAGAGAAACUAGAGAAUGAAAAGGAGAGUUACCUUAAACAGUGGAAAAGAGGGACAAUCAUUAACAUUUUCUUGAAUUUCUUCUGAUGACAUUCAUUUUUAACUGAUAUUUUGUUUCUGGCAACUUGGACUUGUUGUAAAUCCUUCCAGCAAAUUCAAAUAGAUAAUUUUGUUACCAUAAAAGUAAAUCUAUAUACAGGGAAAUUUCUAUCACUACUUUGUCGGUGAGGUCUAAAUUCACUGAACCAUCACCUGAGAAUAUUAAUGAAAGUACUUUCCUGAUUUUAUAUCUUCCAAAUUUGAAAUGCCAAAUAAAAAAAA